Naegleria lovaniensis is the source of this 792-nucleotide messenger RNA. RefSeq lists its product as uncharacterized. The transcript has a single exon. Gene Ontology annotation, molecular function: phosphatidylcholine lysophospholipase A1 activity. The coding region runs from base 1 to 792 and encodes 263 amino acids. The record is from RefSeq and is a predicted model, not a curated record. NCBI's taxonomy places the organism in Eukaryota, Heterolobosea, Eutetramitea, Acrasida, Naegleriidae.
AUGGGCCAAAAGGAUUCGACAAGCAAUCGAACUGCCCACUCACAGCCGACGCAAAAAACAGUUGAAAUUGAUUCUCAUGAAAUUUCCUUCCCGAUCAUUGCCAUUGGCGACUCACUCACAAGAGGAUAUUAUCAAAAGGGAAUUAAAUACCAUCCGUAUUGUGUUGAAUUAACUCGAUUACUCAACAUGGAGGUGGAAAAAUAUAAAGUCUAUCAAUUCGGAGUGAGUGGAGAACAAACAAGUUCAAUGAAAGAACGAUUACCAAGAUUUCUUUUGAAACAGCUCACAGAAUAUGAUGUUCAUUAUCAUUGUGUGGACGAAAGGUUUGAUAACAUGACUCCAAACGCCUUGCCAUUUGUGCCGUCGAAAGAUUAUAGAGCUGCUAUCAUUAUCGGAGGAACGAAUGAUUUGGCUUUCGUGAAAUCGAGUGAAGAUAUUACCAAUAAUUUAAUUGACAUGUAUAAUACUUGUUUAAAACAACAGAGUAUUGAAUGGAUUAUAGUAUGUUCAAUUCCUUCGUGUUUUGCAGAUGAUAUGGAACAUUUACAAGUGAAAAAACAACAAGUGAAUGAAAAUAUACGAAAUUUUGUACAACAAUGCAAUCAGAAACAACAAUUUCCAGGAAAGAAACUGAUUUUUAUAGAUUUAAUGAACGACCUUAAUUGGAGAAAAUGUACUCCAGAGGAAAGAAUGGAAUACUGGGAUACAGACAAGUUACAUUUCACUCCAAAAGGGUCAGACAAGUUGGCACAAAUUAUAUUUUGUGGUUUGAAAAACGCCAACAUGUUGUAA